AUGUUUUUCCUCCUUAUGCAGGCAUUUCAGCAGUCCACCGGUAUCAAUGCAGCGAUGUACUACAGCCCAACUAUAGUCCAGAUGGCUGGUUUUCUCUUCCAACCAGUGGCACUUCUCUUAUCCAUGAUCGUUGCUGCUGUGAAUGCUGCAGGGACCAUCGUUGGAAUUUACUUAGUUAACCAUGUUGCCGAAAAACUGGCCCUCGCAAGUUUAUAAGGUGUAUUGGCAUCCUUGGCAAUUCUUUCGGGCGCAUCCUUUGCAGAACCCCCUGAUUCCACAAACGGGGUAUAUGGGUGGCUCGCAGUCAUCGGUUUGGCCCGUUACAUCGCUUGCUUCUCACCCGGGACGGGACCCGUUCCAUGGACAGUAAACUCGGAGAUGUACCCCGAGGCAUAUCGUGGAAUAUGUGGUGGCAUGUCGGUCACCGUCAAUUGGAUUUCGAACUUGAUCAUGGCAGAGACAUUUCUUAGCAUCGCUGAUGCUCUGGGGACAGGCGCAACAUUUCCUAUAGGCGGGGUCUUUCAGGGCCAGACGAUGGCCAACAACCUUCUACCUGAUUUGGACGAGGGCUGCAAACCCCUCACCUGUACCUGGCAAAACAUGUCGAUGUCGAUGUCGAUAUUGAUUGUGCCGUGUAAGACAACCGGCACUACUAAAUCACCAUAUUAG
Messenger RNA from Rhodamnia argentea, 669 nucleotides. RefSeq names its product inositol transporter 1-like. NCBI's taxonomy places the organism in Eukaryota, Viridiplantae, Streptophyta, Magnoliopsida, Myrtales, Myrtaceae. Gene Ontology annotation, cellular component: membrane. Gene Ontology annotation, molecular function: myo-inositol:proton symporter activity. The record is from RefSeq and is a predicted model, not a curated record. Gene Ontology annotation, biological process: transmembrane transport.